AUGUCUGAAAUUCCGCUCAUCACCUUGAACAAUGGACUGAAAAUGCCAUCGGUCGGGUUCGGCUUGUGGAAAGUCGACAAGAACACCUGUGCCGACCAGGUCUACGAGGCUAUCAAGGCUGGCUAUCGCUUGCUGGAUGGUGCAUGCAUCUACGAAAACGAGCAGGAGUGCGGCGAGGGAGUUGCCCGAGCCAUCAAGGAAGGCAUUGUCAAGCGUGAAGAUCUGUUCAUUGUGUCCAAGCUGUGGAACAACUUCCACGAGGCACAUGUGGUCGAGCCCAUUUGCAGACGCCAACUACAGGACUGGAAGAUCGAUUACUUCGACCUUUUCCACAUGCACUUCCCGGUGUCUUUGAAAUAUGUCGACCCCAAGGAACAGUACCCUCCUCCAGAUGGACCUGAAUUCCCCCAGGGACCUGCCUCUGUGCACGAAACGUGGCAGGCGAUGGAGAAGCUGGUUGAGAAGGGACUCGUCAAGAGCAUUGGUGUCUGCAACUUCAACGGCGGUCUUCUCUACGACCUUCUGAAGUAUGCUAAGGUGAAGCCAGUCGCCCUGCAGAUCGAACACCACCCAUACCUUACACAGCCAAGACUGGUGAAAUUCGCGCAGGGCCAAGGUCUCGCAGUUACAGCAUACUCAUCAUUCGGUCCUCUCUCGUUCGUCGAGAUGGAUUUGGAAGAGGCUUUGAAGGUUAAGCCUUUGUUCGAGACGAGCCCGGUCCAAUCUGCUGCGAAGCGAGUUGGAAAGUCCCCUGCACAGGUCCUUCUCCGCUGGGCUACACAACGCGGUAUUGCUGUUAUUCCCAAGAGUAACAAGCCCACUCGUCUGGCGGAAAACCUCGACGUCAGCUCCUUUGACCUGACAAAGGAUGAGAUCGAGGCUAUCAGUGGACUCAACAUGCGUCUGCGUUUCAACGAUCCUGUCAAGUUUGGCGAGCCUCACCCGAUAUUCGAUGACUUUGGCGACUACUAG
This is a messenger RNA of Fonsecaea pedrosoi CBS 271.37, 972 nucleotides long. RefSeq lists its product as uncharacterized. The record is from RefSeq and is a predicted model, not a curated record. Gene Ontology annotation, molecular function: aldose reductase (NADPH) activity. Lineage: Eukaryota; Fungi; Ascomycota; Eurotiomycetes; Chaetothyriales; Herpotrichiellaceae. Gene Ontology annotation, cellular component: cytosol. The transcript is spliced from 3 exons. The coding region runs from base 1 to 972 and encodes 323 amino acids.